AUACUUACAUAUUUUUCAUUAGAGACUAGAGUUGGCGAAAAUGGAAAGCUCGGGUUUAAGCCGCCGCUCCAAAGCUUACAAAUUCGCAUCAGAGAAAACACCCGAAUCGUUUUCAUUCUUCUGUGAUUUUCUGAGAGAGAAUGUCAAUGGCGCGAUAUCAAUAGACAAUCGCGGCGACACGGUUCUCCAUCUUUUGGCAAUCCAAGGCAAUGUGGAUGUCAUGGAAAGUCUAGUUGGAGAGGAGCUUCUGACUAACGAAUUACUGAUGAAAAAGAAUGUGAAUGGAAACACCGCCCUGCACGAAGCUGCGAGGUUUGGGCAGGCGGGCGUGGCGGAGAUCAUGUUGAGGAAGAAACAAGAUCUGGUAAUGGAGCGGAAUGAGUCGAACGAGACGCCUCUGUACCUUGCUGCUGCGUAUGGGAAGAGGGAAGUUUUUCAAGUUUUGGAGAAUUUUGGUAGCGAUUGCUUGACAAGGAGACGUGAUGGUCGUACCAUUCUCCAUGCGGCCGUUGAGGGAGAACGUUACUAUUUGGCAAUGAGGAUAUUGGAAUCAUAUCCAAACCUUGCUCGGCAACAUGAUGAAAAGGGUAUGACAGCAUUGAAUUUGUUGGUGACAAAACCAACUUCUUUCAGAAGCAGAUCAUCAUAUGUACUAUAUGAUCUAAGCAGGACACCCUUCAUUCCUUGGCAGAUUGUUGAAGCUAUAAUCUAUUUUUAUAUUCCAACAAUGUAUGUGGAGACAGCUUUAGAGUUACCAGCGGCUGGCAAUGUAGAGGAUCCAAGCAAUAAUGGAGUUGUUAUGUCCAAAUUAGAAAGGCCUUCUUUCACCAAAACAAUCCUAGGUUUUUAUUUGUUGAAAAAAAUUGAUCAUGCCAAACAAAAGCAUGUACUUGCCUUGAUGCUGGCAAAUAAAUUGAUCGAAAAAGAAGAUUGGAGUCAUUAUAUUCAUACAGAUUCUGAAGCAAGCUCAAUUGGAAGGAGGAAUAGGGCACUAGACCCACUUUUACAGGCAACGAGGCUCGGCAUACUUGAGGUGGUAAUGGCAAUCCUAAACAAAUAUCCAGAAGCUGCAGAUUCGUUUGAUGAGAAUGGGAGGAACAUACUACACAUAUCAGUAGAGCAAAAGCAUAGAUUUAUCUAUGAUUACUUGAUGAAUUUUGUUGCUUACAAGGACAGGAUGUUAGCAGAUAUUGAUUUCCGAGGAAACACUAUCUUGCAUCUGGCGACGUGCGUGGGAAAUCCUACUAGGUCUCCUCCUGGACUAGCAAGAAAUCAAUUUGUAGAUGAUGUUGAUGGUCGAUGGAACACUGAUUUUCAUGUUGGAGCGAAGCGAGGAAGUGUUGGAGUAGUUAACCAGAUGAGUUGGGAUGUGCUAUGGUUUAAGCUCGUAAAACACGACUCAUAUCCACAUUUAUGGCAUCUUCGAAACUUUGAUGGAAAGGCAGCAGAGGAACUAUUCGAAGAAAAUCACGCAGCUCUACGAGAAGAAGCUGAGAAAGCCGCCAAACACGUGAGUGACAACUUAAUAAUUGUGGCUAUUCUUAUCGGCACAAUCAAUUUCGCAGCUCUCUUUACUCUCCCUGGAGGCUUUGAUCAAAACACCGGCAUACCCAUGCUUCUCAAAAGCAAUCGGCAGGAAAUACAGUUCUUCAUGGUGUACAUUGGAUUAGCUCUUUUCUUCGCUUUUCUCUCCUUGGCAACUCUGAUGUUGAUUCAGCUAUCGCGGUUUGACACCAAUGAUUUUCAUAUCGCGAUACCACUGAAAACCAUUAUUUCUUGCAUUACAAUUAUCUACUCCACAGGCUUUUCUGCCACUGCAUUUGCCCAGGGCUAUAUUCUUGAAGGUGAACUAGGAGCCUUCUUAGCCACUUUUCUGAUUUUUUUUGAGCUCCUUGUUUGUUUUGUGUUAGCCCUUAUUAUGAUAGACACAAAGGUUUUGAUAUUUGAUUACAUGUACUAUGCGAUUCGUCAUUUGUUUUGUUAUAAAAUCCCUCACAUGUAGAAUUAAUCUAAUGUGCACUUAUUUACAUUUUGUUUA
Camellia sinensis is the source of this 2038-nucleotide messenger RNA. RefSeq lists its product as uncharacterized. NCBI's taxonomy places the organism in Eukaryota, Viridiplantae, Streptophyta, Magnoliopsida, Ericales, Theaceae. The record is from RefSeq and is a predicted model, not a curated record. Gene Ontology annotation, molecular function: protein binding. Gene Ontology annotation, cellular component: membrane.